Messenger RNA from Coprinopsis cinerea okayama7#130, 4125 nucleotides. RefSeq names its product transcription regulatory protein. Gene Ontology annotation, biological process: negative regulation of transcription by RNA polymerase II. The record is from RefSeq and is a predicted model, not a curated record. The transcript is spliced from 10 exons. Gene Ontology annotation, molecular function: transcription corepressor activity. The coding region runs from base 1 to 4125 and encodes 1374 amino acids. Gene Ontology annotation, cellular component: chromatin; Sin3-type complex. NCBI's taxonomy places the organism in Eukaryota, Fungi, Basidiomycota, Agaricomycetes, Agaricales, Psathyrellaceae.
AUGUCCGAACAAGCAGCGAGCAAUGACACCAAACAACACACGGACCCUUCCCAGCCGCGAAUACAGCUUCCCCCGCUCCCUCCACCACCAGCACCCAUCCAGCCCCCGCCAACAACUCAAUUCCAGUAUCCAACUGCCAUCCUCAACGACCUCAUUGGCCUCUCCGUCAACCCUCUGGUACCGCCCCCGCAGAACACGUCGCCCCUUCUGCUACCGAACCCAGCGCUCGCCAUGAACGCUGUCGGUGAUGCCGCACUCUCCCAGCAGCAACAUCUCCACCAAAUGCAGCAGCAACAACGCGGAACAGAAUCACGGCCACUGAACGUCACAGAUGCACUUAGUUACCUCGAUGCCGUCAAGAGCCAGUUCAAUGAGAAGCCGGAGGUGUACAAUCAAUUUUUGGAUAUAAUGAAGGACUUUAAGAGCCAAAACAUCGACACACCAGGCGUCAUCCAACGCGUUUCCAGGCUAUUCCACGGCAACCCGACGCUCAUUCAAGGCUUCAACACAUUCCUCCCAGUCGGCUACCGGAUAGACAUUUCAGCAGAUCCGUCAGACAACACAAUUACGGUUACAACCCCCAAUGGUACGACUACGCAAAGCACCGGAUCCAACACCAUCAUUAGUCGAACGUCGUUGCCACUGUCAGGACCAGGCUUGGGAGGCUCGAUGCCCUAUCCACCAGGACCAGUCAUUUCUGGUCCUGGUGGAGUCCCAGCCGGCCCCGGUUCACGUUCCAUGACUCCCCACGGUUACCCUCCUGGCGUUGGCCCUGGUGGCCCCGCCCACGGUCUUCACCACAUCGCUCCCGGUGUACCACCCUUUGUCGAUCCAGGCAUCUACUCCCCCGGUCUCCAACAGCAAACCUCCCACACAGCUGCAGCAUCCUUCCUGGGAAACCUCAACAACAAGGCUCCGAGCAGCAGCAAUGCCGGUAUGCUUCAGGAGAGCAAGACAGCGGGCGACUUCAACCUUGCCAUCCAGUAUCUCAAUAAGAUCAAGGCCCGCUACGCCGACGACCCCAACACAUAUAAGCAAUUCUUGGAUAUAUUGCAAACAUAUCAGAAAGAGCAAAGGCAUUUGCACGACUCUCAAGUUUAUGUCCAAGUGCAAAUGCUAUUCAAAGAUGCCCCCGAUCUCAUAGCGGAAUUCAAGGCGUUCUUACCCGAGGCGAUGGGCGGUGGUGGCCUGUUGGAUCAGGGCGGGAUGAUGAUGGGGCACCCUGGUGCAGCGCAGAUGGACGGUUGGGGUCAACGAGAACAAGACCCGCGACAUCCCAGCCCACCGCCCGGGAAAAAGCAAUCGACGACAAGCAAGCGGAAAAAACGUCCGUUGGAAAAAGAGCCAACGCCGGUGCCAGUGAUACCAGCGAAGACGACCUCGUCCAGGCAGGCGAAGAAGGUGAAGCAUACCCACAACCCAGACACAGGCUCGCCGUCGUUUUCACCGUAUCCCGCCCCCCGCUCACCUCCCAUGGUACACCCACAAACCACGGUCUACCUCACAGCCUCAAUCCCGCACCCGCAGCCCCCCUCUCAUGUCGCGCAUCCUACAAAUAGCACCUCAGCAGACAAGCUUCUAUUCUUUGACCGCGCGAAGAAAUCUUUAGAAAGUCGCGAAGUCUACGAAGAAUUUUUGAAGCUUCUCAGCCUCUUCUCCAAAGACAUAAUUGACGCGAAGACUUUGAUUGAACGGGCGAAGGUGUUUUUGGGAGACGAGAAUCUCAUGGCGGAGUUCAAGGAUCUGAUAGGGUGGGACGAGAGAAUGGAAGAUCUGAUUGAACAUGGGCCACCAGGAAGCAUACGAACGGCAGCGCCUGAAGUGCCCCAGCCGGUGGAUGACGGAGAGGGCCCGAGUUAUCGAAGGCUUCCCGAAUCCGAAACACGUUUGGCUUGUUCCGGAAGAGACGAGCUGUGCAGAUCCGUACUCAACGACGAAUGGGUGUCGCAUCCUACAUGGGCGUCGGAAGAGUCUGGCUUCGUCGCCCAUAAGAAGAACCAAUUCGAGGAUGCCCUUCAUAAGAGCGAGGAAGAACGACACGAAUAUCACGUACAUAUUGAGGCGUUGACGCGGACGAUCGCUGUCCUAGAACCGCUGUGCGCACGUAUCGAGGAGAUGCCACCCGAAGAACGCUCAGCCUUCAAGCUCAAGGCAGAUUUCGGCGGGACGAGUAAAACCAUUUACCACCGCACCAUCAAGCGUAUCUACGGCCGAGACAACGGGCUCGAAAUCAUUCAAGCUUUGCAAGACUGUCCAAGCGUUGCUGUCCCUGUCGUGCUAGCGAGGUUGAAGCAGAGGGACGAGGAAUGGAAGCGGGCUCAGCGUGACUGGAGUAGGACAUGGCGAGAGGUUGACUCGAAGAACUUUUACAAGUCUCUGGAUCACCAAGGCAUCUCCUUCAAGCCCAUCGACAAGAAGAAUAUCACCGCCAAACACUUCUGUACCGAAAUUGACACCGUCAAGAAGCAGCAGAUCGCCGCCUUGGAUCCCCCCACCCCUUACCCUCAAACCAACAAAGGGCGCCUAUUCAAGGCUGGCACCAUUGGCCACCAACUGGAAUACACCUUUAACGACACAUCCGUCCUACUGGAUUCCCUCAAGCUGAUCUACUCUUUCUUGGAUCGUUCCCAAGUGGGGUACAGCGCUCAGGAGAGGAAGGCUGUGGACAAAUUCCUUCGCGCAUUCAUCCCCUGUCUCUUCAACUACCCUGACCUAGAAAUUGGAUCUGCAUAUGGGGCUUCGGAGGGCAGCAGCAACGCCGCGCAAUCUAAUCAACCCAACGGAGUUAACACAGACGAAGAGGCCGCUGCCGUUCACGAAAUAAUGAUGCUGAAUGGGGGCAACCAGGGCUCAGAGGGUCCGCGGAGUGGAAGAAGGUCGUCAGGAGGAACUCCGCACUCUGCUCAUUCGAGCGGUGUCCCCGCUAGCGACUUGAGGAAGAAGCUCCUCAAGACAGCUCAGGAGAAGGCGUCUGGCUCAAAGAAUGAUGCUAACGCUACUGUGGCUACCGGUGGCACCAACAGCAGAAGUGCCGACUCUGUUAUGGGUUCUAGGUCUGCCACACCCCUUCCUGACAGUCGAUUUGCCCAGUUGGAUGACGAGGGUCGGGUUAUCCCUGACGUUUGGAUUCGUGAGGCCGAUCUCAGUGACUCGGGGUUGCCUGAGCAGUCAGAGCUAGAUCGCCCCUUCUUUGCAAAUACCACCUUUUACACUCUGUUGCGCUUGCUGCAGUUACUAUAUUCGCGUCUCUUGAUGUGCAAGGAGAUUGGAGCUGAAUUGGCUGCUGAGAAGCAUUCAUCUCUCCUGGCUAAUCAAAUCGCGGUGGACUUGGGGCUGGUUGAUCCUCACGGUCCGCCUGUGAUUCUUCAGCAGACUAUCGAAGCCAUGGGAGAGCGUGGCACGGUCGAGGGAGCCAACGCGACAUAUGCCUAUCUUCUCAACGCCUGCGAGAGGCUGUUUGAUAACGAGAUGGAUCAGCCGACCUUCGAAGAGCACUUGCGGUGGUUCUUCGGAACCAAGGCAUACCUUCUGUUCACAAUCGACAAGGUGAUAGCCGCCCUCAUCAAGCAAGUGCAGACUAUCCUCUCCGACCACAAAUCUCAGGAGCUCUGGACCCUCCUCCAGACGGCCCAAUCCUCUGAGAAGAUGACGGCACAGGGCAUCAUCAGGUACAGGCGGAACGCUGAGAAACAUAUCGGCACGGUACACGACGACCAUCUAUUCCGAAUUCAAUGGGUUCGGGAAAAGAAAUGCAUCCGAAUCUCCCUGUUGAGCCAGGAAGAUGUGACUAUCCCAACUGAUGGGCGCCCUAUUACUCGAUGGCGAGAAUACCUCAAUACGUAUGUGAUGAGCUAUCCGACAGAGUGGGUGCCUUCCACGAAGCGUAAUAACGGACCAAUAUUUUUGCGGAGAACCUUGCAGAACGAAGAAAGCACCGCCUCGACGCUGACAAGGGACGACCAAACGAAAAUCCGUAUAGGCUUGCCCUCUUAUAAGCUGGUGUAUGAGAGUGGAUGCGAGGACUUUAUCUCGAGAAGGUGGAAUGCCGAGGAAGGUGCGAUGCUGCGGGAGAGGGCUCGCGCAUCCAGUGAGGAUAGAAAGAGAAGUCGAUUCCUUUUGCCAUAA